This is a messenger RNA of Lycium ferocissimum, 3990 nucleotides long. RefSeq names its product protein ALTERED PHOSPHATE STARVATION RESPONSE 1-like. NCBI's taxonomy places the organism in Eukaryota, Viridiplantae, Streptophyta, Magnoliopsida, Solanales, Solanaceae. The coding region runs from base 38 to 2722 and encodes 894 amino acids. The transcript has 4 exons. The record is from RefSeq and is a predicted model, not a curated record.
UCUUAUUUUCCCCAAUUGAAGUAUUAAAAUUAUUAUUAUGGGGUGUGCAACCUCUAAACAUGAAGACUUACCGGCGGUGUUACUCUGCCGUGAACGUUGCUCCUUUUUAGACCAAGCUAUUCACCACCGUUACGCUUUUGCUGAAGCCCACAUAGCUUAUCUUCACUCUUUAAAAUCCGUUGGCGGUUCACUUCACCGCUUUUUCCAACAUCAACUUGAACCCGAAUCUUCACCUUCACCCGUUUCUCCUCUUUCUCCGAUUCUCAAUCGGAAACCUGACCUUCCACAACCUUCCGGUAAAAAACCGGCUGCUGUUAUUCACCAACGUCACGAUUCUCACUCCAGUUCCGGUUCACACCUUCACUUCCACUCUGAAUCCGGUUCAGAUGAUGAUUCCGGUUCAGAAUCUUUACAUCAUCAUACUGAAACCCGAACCCCUACUCAUGGUAAUAAUAAUAAUCUGUAUGGUAACCAGUUCACUUAUGCUGAUCAUGAAACCCUACCUUUCGGUGCUCCACCAUAUGAAGUUGGUGGAUACGGAGCACCAUAUCAAGCUGGGUCGGGUAGUGGUGGUGGGGGGUUCGGACCACCAUAUCAAGCUGGUGGUUUCGGGGCACCGUAUCAAGUCGAGUCGGGUGUUGGUGGUGGGUUCGGGCCACCAUAUCAAGUCGAGUCGGGUGGUGGGUACGGAGCACCUUAUCCAGUCGGGUCGGGUGGUGGUGCUGGGUUCGGAGCACCAUAUCAAGCUGGUUCGAGUGGGUAUAUGCAUAUGAAUUACAUGAGGAAACAAGCGACGCCGUCGGUGACUUAUCAACAACGACCAAUAAGUCCAGCGACUGUUCGUAUGGGUGAAGCUUCUUCUUCUUCUUCUUCAUAUUACCCUUCUCCUUAUCCCAAUAAUACUAAUAACAACCCUAACCCUAAUUCCUACAACAAUUAUCCGGUUUAUCCCAAUUACGGUGGUGGGCCAUACGGUGUUUCAUCUCCGCCAGCGCCGCCGUCUGGAGCCGGGCCGUCGACGUCGAAACCGCCGCCGCCACCACCAUCUCCACCGAGGAAUUCACCUUGGGAUUUUCUGAAUCCAUUCGAGACUCUUGAGAGUACUAAUUACGUUACACCGUAUACGCCCAAUCGAGAUUUGAGGGAAGUGAGGAAAGAAGAAGGUAUUCCUGAUUUAGAAGAGGAGGAUUUCGAGCAUGAGGUUGUUAAGGAAGUUCACGGGCAUCAGAAGUUUGUCGAAGGCGAGAAUGAAGGCCACUUGGUAGAGGAGGAGAGAGAGAAGGAAAGUGAUUCGGAGGCGAUAUAUCGUGGGAGGCCAAGUGUUGCGUCGAUGGAGAAUGAGCAGGACGUGGAGUAUGAGGUGCACGUUGUGGAUAAGAAAGUGGUAGAUGAGGAAGGGAAGUCAAAUGUUGGCGGUGGGUUCAAAGUUCGUGCAUUUAAGGACGAUUCUGAUGUUGUGAAAGAGAUUCAGGUUCAAUUUGAGCGAGCUUCUGAAUAUGGAAAUGAGCUUGCUAAGGUGCUCGAGGUUGGAAAGGUUCCUCACAAUCGUAAGCAUGCCACAUAUCAAGUUUCUUCCAAGAUGUUGCAUGCGAUUACCCCUUCAUUAUCCGUGGUGUCAUCACAACCUUCUACGUCAAAGAGUGCUGAGAUUCAGAUAGCUGAUCCUGCUGCUUCAGAUGUGGAAGGAGAUGUUAGUUCAAGGUACAAGAACCUUUCUUCAACGUUAAACAAGCUGUACCUCUGGGAGAAGAAACUGUAUCAGGAGGUUAAGUCUGAGGAGAAGAUAAGGGUGCUUCAUGAAAGGAAAUCUGAAAAGCUGAAGCGAUUAGAUCAAAAGGGUGCUGAGGCUCACAAGAUUGACAUGACAAGGCAAUUGGUUAGAAGUCUCUCCACAAAUAUUAGAAUUGCGAUUCAGGUUGUUGAUAAGAUCUCUGAGAAGAUAAACAAGAUGAGGGAUGAAGAGUUAUGGCCGCAACUGAAUGUACUUAUUCAGGGGUUAAGUAAAAUGUGGAAAGGCAUGCUUGAGUGUCAUCAUAACCAAUGCCAGGCUAUUGGAGAAGCCAAAAGAUUAGAUGCCAUUGCAUCUCACAAACACUUGAGUGAUGCUCAUCUUGAAGCGACUCUGCACCUUGAACAGGAGCUUUUGAACUGGACUUUGAGAUUCUCUUGCUGGGUGAAUGCACAGAAGGGCUAUGUGAGAGCAUUAAACACUUGGCUAAUGAAAUGUCUUCUCUAUGUGCCUGAAGAAACAGCUGAUGGAAGAGUUCCCUUUUCUCCGGGCAGGAUUGGUGCUCCCCCAAUUUUUGUCAUUUGUAAUCAAUGGUCACAAACCAUUGAAGGAGUUUCUGAGAAAGAGGUUAUUGACUGCAUGCGAGAUUUUGCAUCGAAUGUCCUUCAGCUCUGGGAGCGAGAUAAACAUGAAAUGCGGCAAAGGAUGAUGGUACACAAGGGUAUGGAGAGAAAAGUGAAGAACCUGGAGAGGGAGGACCAGAAGAUACAAAAGGGGAUUCAUGCACUGGGAAAAAGAAUAGUACUUGUUUCUGGGGAUGAAAGUGGUCUCUCAUUAAAUAGGCAUGUCGUUUACCAGAGUGACACAAGCAAAAAUAGUAGUCUGCAGGCUGGUCUGAGACAUAUUUUUGAGGCCAUGGAAAGGUUUACUGCCAAAUCCUUGAAAGUGUACGAGGAGCUUUUGCAACGCAUUGAAGAAGAUGAUCUUGCUUGAAGAGCAUGAGAAAUUAUUAUUGCAUUACCUUGAAAAUGUCACUCCUCCUUGGUGCCUGUUAUUAUGCUACCGUUGUAGGUUAUUGAUUUUCCAGACAAGGGGACAAUGUUAAAUGGAGCGACAAAGACCUUGUUGGCUUUCACUGCUCUUGCUGUAACAUCAUAUCACAGCUCAAUCAGUUUCAGUUGGGAACGGAGGUUUAUGGCAGAUAUUAUACUGAUGAUGUGCCUUUGAGGUUUUUGCAAUGGGAACUUAUUGCCGAUGUCAGAACAGAUAUUCUUGAAUCUCCUAUUUUGGAUGCAGCAGAAAGUGUCAUGUUUUUCAGUGGUAGGGCUUCGAAUUAGACUAGCUGUGAACCUGAAAGGAGGAGGGGAUUAAAUACCCCAGGAAGGCACCAAUCUGAGCUAGUGUAGACGUAUAUUAUGAAAUGCCAUGCCUCUGUCAAAUUCAAGUAUUUAUAAGUGUCAGUGGUUGGAGACAUUAUGACGUGCUAUGAUUACCUUGGCGCUAAGUGACAUGUUCGUUGUUCACCCCAUUGGCGCCAUUUAGGCUUCAAGUGAGCCCUACAUGGUGGCCAGCCGGUUCCCUUGGCAGAUUAGUUAGCCACCAACUAAAUUGAGCCAGAAGGGAAACUUUGUGCGCUGUCCUCCUGGAGCUGCUGUUGAUUGGUAUUUUGAGAAAAUGAUUGAUAGAGAUAUCUGAGCUAUGGCAGGCCAUGUUCACGUACAGACGGCAGCAUCAUUGUGAUAAUAAUGAUGCAAAUAAGCAAGUGAGGUUGGCAUCUAAACUGCAAGCAGGGUCCAUCUAAGGAAAAGAACAUGAAGAGUUGUUCGUUCAAGGCUCACGGUAUUUGGUCAUUUUUCAGUUGGAUCGAGACUUCACCAGUGGAACAUGGGAAGAGGCUGUUUGGAGACGCAAGUCAUUGAGACUGCCAGAUGCCUGGCACCAGACCAGCCUGAGAACAGAGAUAUAAUACUCGUGUAAGUUAGUUGUAUUCAAAUUUGUACAGGGGCUUGUUCUUUAAAAUUCUGAUAAUAAUCUUUAUCUUAAAUUAUUGUGUAUAUAGAACUGCAUAGAUGACCCAGAUAUAUUUUUUAUGAUAUAUAGUGCAUUCUGUCCGCUGAUAACUUGUAUGGCUAAAGUUGGACAGCUCCCUUGUUCCGCCUUUCAACUUAAGCUAACCCUGAACUUACUGACCGUAUGUAACAUAAGUCAUUUUAGUUGUCCAUAACACAGAGAUUCUUAUUUGAGGUGAGGUGUGUUGAAUA